This is a messenger RNA of Limanda limanda (common dab), 1632 nucleotides long. Its product is annotated as zona pellucida-like domain-containing protein 1. The transcript is spliced from 10 exons. Lineage: Eukaryota; Metazoa; Chordata; Actinopteri; Pleuronectiformes; Pleuronectidae. The record is from RefSeq and is a predicted model, not a curated record. Bases 1 to 1218 code for a protein of 405 amino acids. Gene Ontology annotation, cellular component: cell surface.
AUGGCUCUUUAUCUUUGUCUCCCUCUGCUGGUGGCACUCCUGCAUCCUGCUCUGUGUCUCUAUAACUGCUCUUCCGAGUAUGAGAGGACACCAGACAGCUCAGACUUGAUGGUGGACUGUGGAACCAACAUGAUCACCCUGGAGAUCAACCUGUGCACGGCUCAGUGGGCAGGCUUCAACACCACAAACCUGGCUCUGAACGGGGCCCACAACAACAUGGCGUGCAUGGGCACCGUCGACACCAGCGUGGCCCCCCCAGUCAUUCGUUACCUUCUCCCUGUCAACCACAGUCUGGAUAACUCCUGUCGCCAGUCUCUGCAGAUUGUCGACAAGACCCCGGAUCCCACAGGUCCCUUCGCCAGCUUCCAAAACAUCCAGGCAGUUGUCAUCACAGGCUUCAUUGACACACCCAGAUCUGACCAGGGGCUGAUCAGCUACUCCACUGACCUCUACUAUCACUUCUCCUGCACCUACCCACUGGAGUACCUCAUCAACAAUACACAGAUUGUGGCCUCCUCUGUCUCGGUGGCGACCAAGGAUAACAAUGGAACAUUCAUUAAUGCAUUGGAAAUGGCUGUUUUUAAUGACUCAGACUACACCAACCCGUUAGUGUUGCCUCCAGCAGGUCUCCAGCUGCGAACCAGGAUCUAUGUGGAGGUCAAGGCCGUCAACCUCACAGGAAAUUUCCAUGUCCUGCUGGAUCACUGCUUCAGUACUCCCACUACUUACAACAUGUCGCUCAACGAGCAGCACAACUUCUUCGUCGGCUGUUCAGUGGACCAGAGGUCAAAGGUGACAAGCAAUGGCCUUUCCAUGGUCGCCAGGUUCGACUUUGAGGCUUUCCGCUUCGUACAGCACCGUGACCAGGAAAAGUCCAGCAGCUAUCUGCACUGCAUACUGAGACUCUGUGAGCCCAACAAAUGUCAAGAGCUGGUGGCUGCCUGUAACACCAGAAGAAAAAGGUCAGUGACUCCUUUCGGUGAAGAAAGCAGAGAAUCAGCCACUGUUUCAGUCGGACCUCUUUACACUGCUCCAGAAAGCAGGCCAUUUGCAGCGGCCUACAGUAAUGACUUGGCACCAGAGAAGGAGGCUGUGGACGUGACGGGCCUGGCGGUCGGGGUGGUGUUUGGCUCAGCGGCUGCUGCCCUGCUGGUUCUGGGCGGGUGGUUUGUCCUGAAGAAGUUUUAUUGGGCGGGAGGAUUACAUGCCUUUGAUUGACAGAUCGAGCGGCAAAUUCUCUCUGCCUUGUCACCUCAAACCUCAUAAAGCGCUGAUUGUGAUUUUUCAGUAAUAACCACAUGUUCUUGUCAGAUAAAUAUGGAAAGCAAUUUAUUACUCAGGUAUUUUGUAUAAUGUUUUUUUUAUACUCAUCUAAAUUCGAUAGUUGUUUAAUGAUAAUGAACGAAGAGUUAAGCCUGGACUAUGCAUAAAAACCUUAAACUUAACAGUUAUUUUGAUAUUUUAUAAAAGUAUAGAUUUGAUAAUAUCUUUGAGUUUUUUCUACAAUUGUAUAAGUGUCAGGAUUUUGACUUCAUUGCUUACUUGCAAAAUUGAUUAUGAAAUAGAUAAUUUGUGCAGACUUCAAAUAAAGUUUAUGUACAGUUGGUUUUAAACUCUGUGGCUGAUUGUUUA